Messenger RNA from Cladocopium goreaui, 276 nucleotides. NCBI's taxonomy places the organism in Eukaryota, Dinophyceae, Suessiales, Symbiodiniaceae. The record is from the annotation of a GenBank genome assembly.
AUGCAGAAGAUUCGGGUGAAGAUCGAAGGCUUCAGGGAGGAUGUGCGCAGCUUCCGCGCGGAGUUUUUGGAUCGUUGUCCUUUGGAAGUCGGGCAAGAGGGGAUCUGCUUUGUGAUUCUCCAAGGUGAGAAUGCAGCGACUGGCAACUAUGACAAGAACCUGGUUCUCAGCACUGAGCACACUAGCUUGAGGCGAUGCCCAGCAAGAAUGGAUUCCAGCCAGGAAACAUUGAAAGAUGCUGAUGACAAAAGAUCACACAACGAUGCUGACAAUUGA